Cuculus canorus (common cuckoo) is the source of this 2098-nucleotide messenger RNA. It is a transcript of the gene SYMPK, whose product is annotated as symplekin scaffold protein. The transcript is spliced from 14 exons. The annotation marks the transcript as partial. The record is from RefSeq and is a predicted model, not a curated record. NCBI's taxonomy places the organism in Eukaryota, Metazoa, Chordata, Aves, Cuculiformes, Cuculidae. Gene Ontology annotation, cellular component: mRNA cleavage and polyadenylation specificity factor complex.
GGCCUCCCAGUGGCCAUCGAGGCCACUCCACGUGGAACCUUCACCCCAUCCCUGUCCCCACCAGAAGCUGCGCUGGGUGACGACGACGAAGACAAAGACCUGGAGGCGGUGGCGGCGACGGCCGUGCCGAAGACGGGCGGCGCCGCCGGCGUCCCCUCGGACAUCGACAUCACCGCCGAGUUCUUGCAGCCGCUCCUCACGCCGGAGAACGUCGCCAACCUGGUGCUCAUCAGCAUGGUGUACCUCCCCGAGGCCAUGCCCGCCUCCUUCCAGGCCACCUACACCCCCGUGGAGUCGGCCGGCACCGAGGCUCAGAUCAAGCACCUCGCGCGCCUCAUGGCCACCCAGAUGACGGCGGCAGGGUUGGGCCCGGGCGUGGAGCAAACGAAGCACCUGAAGGAAGAACCGAAGGAGGAGAAGACGGCCAAACCGGAGAGCGUGGUCAUCAAGCGACGGCUGUCGGCGCUGGCGCAAGGCCAGGCCAUCUCCGUGCUGGGCUCCCAGGGUUCGGCCACCAACCUCCUUGAGGAGGAGAUCCCUCAGGCCAAACGGCGCCCAGAACCCAUCAUCCCGGCCACCCAACCCCGGCUGGUGGGCGCUGGUGGCCGCAAGAAGGUUUUCCGUCUCAGCGAUGUCCUCAAACCCUUGACCGACGUCCAAGUGGAGAAGCUGAAGCUCAACGCCGUCACCCGCAUCCUUCGUGCCGAACGCGCUGUCGCCUGCAGCGGCGCCGCUCAGGCUCGCGUGAAGAUCCUGGCGGCGCUGGUGACGCGCUUGGAGGUACCGCUCAAGAGCGAAGUGUUGGCCUUCAUCUUGGAGGACGUGCGGUCGCGUUUGGACCUGGCUUUUGCGUGGCUCUUCCAAGAGUACAACACCUACCUGAGCCACCUCCCCGGUGGCACCUUGGAACGCUACGACGAGUGUCUCAUCGGGCUCCUCGGUGGCCUCCAGGAGAAACCCGACCAGAAGGAUGGGGUUUUCUCCAAGCUGGUCUUGGAGGCGCCGCUGAUCACGGAGAGCGCGCUGGAGGUCAUCCGCAAGUACUGCGAGGACGAGAGCCGGACCUACCUGGGAAUGUCCACGCUGCGAGACCUCAUCUUCAAGCGGCCGUCCCGGCAGUUCCAGUACCUCCACGUCCUUCUGGACCUCAGCUCCCAUGAGAAGGAUAAGGUUCGCCAGCAGGCGCUGCUCUUCAUCAAGCGGAUGUACGAGAAGGAGCAACUGCGGGACUACGUGGAGAAGUUCGCCCUCAACUACCUGCAGCUCCUGGUGCACCCCAACCCGCCUUCCGUCCUCUUCGGCGCCGACAAGGACACGGAGGUGGCCGCGCCGUGGACGGAGGAGACCAUCAAGCAGUGCCUCUACCUCUACCUCGCUCUUCUGCCCCACAACCACAAACUCAUCCACGAGUUGGCGUCCGUCUACACCGAAGCCAUCGCCGACAUCAAACGCACCGUCCUGCGCGUCAUCGAGCAGCCGAUCCGUGGGAUGGGGAUGAACUCUCCUGAGCUCCUACUGCUGGUGGAGAACUGCCCCAAAGGUGCUGAGACCCUGGUGACGCGUUGCCUUCACAGCCUGACGGACAAAGUGCCACCUUCGCCGGAGUUGGUGAAGAGGGUCCGUGACCUCUACCACAAGCGGUUGCCGGAUGUCAGGUUCCUCAUCCCGGUCCUCAACGGGUUGGAGAAGAAAGAAGUGAUCCAAGCGCUGCCCAAGCUCAUCAAGCUCAACCCCAUCGUGGUCAAGGAGGUCUUCAACCGCUUGUUGGGGACACAACAUGGUGACGGUGCCUCAGCCGUGUCCCCCCUGAACCCCGGGGAGCUCCUGAUCGCGCUGCACAACAUUGACUCGGCCAAGUGUGACAUGAAGUCCAUCAUCAAAGCCACCAACCUGUGCCUGGCGGAGCGCAACGUGUACACGUCGGAGGUGCUGGCGGUGGUGCUGCAGCAGCUGCUGGAGCAGAGCCCUCUGCCCGUGCUGCUCAUGCGCACCGUCAUCCAGGGCCUCUCCAUCUACCCCCGCCUCGGACCCUUCGUCAUCAACGUCCUCGCGCGCCUCAUCAUGAAGCAGGUCUGGCUGUCUGUCUGUCCGUCCGUCU